Molecule: messenger RNA, 936 nt
Organism: Parasteatoda tepidariorum (common house spider)
Lineage: Eukaryota; Metazoa; Arthropoda; Arachnida; Araneae; Theridiidae
Product: epithelial sodium channel subunit beta-2-like
Biological process (GO): sodium ion transmembrane transport
Cellular component (GO): plasma membrane
Molecular function (GO): ligand-gated sodium channel activity
Source: RefSeq, a predicted model, not a curated record
AUGAAUGAAGCAAAUCGCGAGUUUGUUGGACAUCAAGCAUCAGACUUGAUCAAAUAUUGCUGGUUUGAUGGCAAACCAUGCUCGCACAUGGACUUUGCACAUUUUCCCAGCUUACGAUAUGGAAACUGUUACGUCUUCAACAAAGUUGAUGGAAGUAAAUUGCCUCUAAAAUCCACAUUAGAAGGAUAUAUUAGUGGUUUGGAGUUAGUUACAAAUCUAGAGGUAGAACAAUACAUAUCUUUCACUUCUUCCAUUGGACUGCGUGUUUUGAUCCAUGAUGCAACCGAAGAACCAAACCCAGAAGAAGAAGGAAUAAACAUAAACCCCGGUUUUGAAACAUCUAUAGCUUUGAAACAAACGGUUAUUGAACGGCUACCUGCACCAUAUCGGGAUCGUUGUAUAAAUUACUUAACUCGAGUGAAUCAAAGCAAUGAAGGAGAAUGCAUGAAAAUUUGUCUGCAGGAGCAAAGUUUUCAAAUGUGCGAUUGCAUUGACCCGACUGUGAUGAUACUUCCUGGUCUAAAACAUUGUAAUUUGCUGGAUGAGACGGAUGUAUGUUGCCUGGACAGCGUCCAAGACAGAAUUGCUUUAGGGGAUUUGCCUUGCGAUUGCCCGCUACCAUGUACUACGACAUCAUACGAGGAGGAGCUCUCUAAAGCUUUAUGGCCAUCGAAGUCUGUGUACAUUUUGAAUAGAACAGAUUAUUAUACCUUUGAUUACCUAAAGAAUAAUUAUGUCUUUUUGAAAGUAUUUUAUUCCACUCUGAUACAAAAUGUUUACACACAACUUCCGAUGUUUGAAGAAUGUGAAAUAUUUAGUCAUCUAGGAGGAGAGUUGGGAUUAUGGCUUGGGCUUACUUUAUUUGCUUUAUUGGAAUUGAUCGAAGUGGUAAUCUAUUUUUGCAAUGAUUUACAAGGAUAUUUUGCAAUGAAAUAA